AUGCGGUCGUAUCUCGGGAGCGUCCCAGGGUUCGUCGGCGUGGCGGUCGGGUGGCGUCCUGGAUCUGGUUACACAACUGAACAAUUGUUGGGAACGGUUGGACACAAAGAUAAAUACGUAGGAACUACAGUGCGUUUUUCUGAAAAAAUUGUACAUCCAGAUUUUAGAAAACAGUUAUUCUUUUAUGAUAUUGCACUUUUGAUACUAAAUUCCACUGCUAUUCUUCCUUCAAUAGUAAAACCUAUCGCAUUACCAAGUGUAAAUAGAAAAUACACUUCCGGAACAGCAUUGAUGGUUGGGUGGGGAAGAAUUGGAAAAGUAAAUGACAAAUGUGCUAAAUGUAAAAUUUGUGAAGGAAAGUAUUCCCGUAAGGGUAAAGGUACAACAUCGUUAAAAAAUCACCUCCAGAGGAAACAUCCACAAGAAUAUGCUUUAUUCUUAAAAGAAGACUCCGCUAAGAAGAGUGCCGACGAAAACGUUCAACAGGGAACAUCUUUACAAACGGUAAAAAGAGAAUUUAGACAAACAUUUUUUAACGAAUACAUAGAAAAACUCAAAAUGUGGGAUAAUACAAACCCCAAAUCAAUAAAAAUUGACUAUUUAAUUGCAGAAAUGAUAGCUUUAUCUGAUUUACCUUUUCAACACAUAGAAGGAUUGGGGUUCCGACGAUUGUUGAAUCAUGUUGUUCCAAAUUAUGUUCUAAAAGGCAGGAAAUAUUUUACGGAACUUGUUUGCAGCGAACUUUACGAUAAAGUGUCAUCGAAAAUAAAGAUCAUGUUGAAGGAUUUUGAGAAAGUUUCCUUUACAUCAGAUAUCUGGUCAGAUUCUUCGUCAGGAGUUUCAUUAUUAUCCUUAACAUGUCAUGGUAUUACAAAAGAUUUUAUAAGAAAAAAUAUCGUUUUGAAAGCGGAGAUUCUUGACGAACGCCACACGGGAGAUUACAUUUCGGCAAUAUUUCAAUGUAUGCUCGAAGAGUGGGGAAUCCCAAAACAGAAUGUGCACUGCAUAGUAAGAGAUGGGGGAUCCAACAUGAAGCGUGCCUGCACUUUAUCUGACAUAAAUAAUAUUGACUGUACAGCACAUCAGCUGCAUCUGGUGGUCAAAGAAGCUAUUAAAAAUGUUGAUGCAAUAUCCAUGUUACUUACAAAAUGCAGAAAAAUUGCAGGACAUUUCAACCAUUCUACAAUGGCAAAGCAAGAAUUAGAAAAAAUACAAGUUCGACUCAAUCAAAGAGUUUUAAAAGUUUUGCAAGACUCGCCGACACGCUGGAAUUCCAGCUAUUAUAUGUUGGAAAGACUUGAUUGCAUUAAGGAUUCGUUGUCGCUUUAUUCUACUAAUAAUAAAAUAGAACAGUUUGAUGCCGAAGAGUGGAUUUUAAUUCAAGAAUUAGUGAGAGUACUGAAGCCUCUGGAGGAUACCACAAAAAAAUUGAGCGCACAAAACAUAUGUAUAUCCGACGUUAUUCCUCUAGUACGAGCAUUAAAUAAAUUGUAUGACGAGAUUCAAAUUUCUGCUAAUAGUGGGGAAACUCUCAACAUCAGCACACCUGCCGUUCUUGAUUUUUUGUCUUCUUUGAAGAAUGAAUUAGAUUAUCGUUUUUCUGAAAUCGACAAAAAUAUAUUGUUCCAAAUAGCAACAUUUUUAGAUCCACGUUACAAAGGUAAAUUUUUCAGUGAUUUUCUUAUCAAAGAUAUAAAACAGAAACUACUUACAGCUUUAGAAACAGAAGUAAAUAUCACAACAACUACAACUAGCACAGAAAAAUCAAAUGCUGUAAGAAAAGAAUAUUGCAACAAUUUAGAAGACUCUAUGGCUAAUAUGUUAGAUAGUGACGAUGAAGAUGAGGAAUCUGAAAACCAAAUAUCAUACACUAAUGCUAAUUUGCUCACAGAAUAUGCCAAAGAAAAAAGAUUAUCAAGAGACCAAGAUCCAUUAAAGUAUUGGGAGAUUAAUAGUAAAAAAUUUGGAGGUCUUAGUCACAUGGGUUUCUUGCAUUAUUAA
This is a messenger RNA of Centruroides sculpturatus (bark scorpion), 2001 nucleotides long. RefSeq names its product zinc finger BED domain-containing protein 4-like. NCBI's taxonomy places the organism in Eukaryota, Metazoa, Arthropoda, Arachnida, Scorpiones, Buthidae. The transcript is spliced from 4 exons. The coding region runs from base 1 to 2001 and encodes 666 amino acids. Gene Ontology annotation, biological process: proteolysis. The record is from RefSeq and is a predicted model, not a curated record. Gene Ontology annotation, molecular function: DNA binding; serine-type endopeptidase activity.